Molecule: messenger RNA, 3164 nt
Organism: Quercus lobata
Lineage: Eukaryota; Viridiplantae; Streptophyta; Magnoliopsida; Fagales; Fagaceae
Product: putative disease resistance protein RGA4
Exons: 5
Coding region: 575-2671 (698 amino acids)
Molecular function (GO): protein binding
Source: RefSeq, a predicted model, not a curated record
UGUAUGGAACAGCAAUGAGGAAUUGUGGUGUAACUUAAAAAGACUUUUGAUGGGUGGCGCAAAGGGAAGUAAAGUGGUGAUAACUACACGGACCAAAUUGGUUGCAGAAAUUACCAGCACAGUCUCACCCUAUUUUCUAGAAGGCCUGUCAAUUAACCAAUCUUGGUCUUUAUUUAAGCAAAUGGCAUUUCAAAAAGGGCAAGAUACCAUUGAUCCUAACAUUGAAGCGAUUGGAAUGGAAAUUGUACAAAAAUGUCAAGGAGUGCCUCUUGCUAUAAAGGUGAUAGGAAGAGUAUUAUACUUCAAAAAAACAAAGGAUGAAUGGUCUUAUAUCAAGGAUAAUGAAAUUACAAAUGUAACUCAAGGAGAAAAUGGUAAUGGAAUUUUACCAAUUCUGAAAUUGAGUUAUGAUCAUCUCCCAUCACAUUUAAAGUGUUGCUUUGCUUAUUAUUCAUUAUUUCCUAAAGAUUAUGAGAUUUCAAAGUUAACAUUAAUAUAACUAUGGAUAGCACAAGGAUUUAUCCAAUCAUCAGAUGAAAAGGUACAAUUAGAGGAAGUUGCUAAAGAGUAUUGCAUGGAUCGACUUUGGCGAUCCCUCUUCCAAGAAGUAAGAGAAGAUCGCAUGGGGAAUAUAACUCUUAAAAUGCAUGGUUUAAUCCAUGAUCUUACACAAUCAGUCUCAAGGAUCGAUUGCACACUCGUUAAUUCCAAUGCAACAAAUAUUAAUGAAGAAGUUCGUCAUUUGUCAUUUCCAUUUUACAAUGCUUCAUUCUUUGAGAAGAAUUUAAGCCCAUUAGUUAAAGCAAAGAAGAUACGUACACUUAUUUUGACGUCCAAUCACCAGUUCUAUAAUAAGAAAGGAGAAGAAGAAUCUACACUCAAAAAACUUAUUACUAGCUUUAAAUGCUUGCGUGUGUUAGACCUACACGGCUUAAGAAUUACGACAACACCGAAUUGUAUAGACAAGUUGACACAUCUAAAGUACCUUGAUCUUUCCAAGAACGACAUUGAAGUUCUCCCUAAUUCUAUUAUUAGGCUGUUGAAUUUGCAAACAUUAAAGCUCUCUGGAUGUCGGAAGCUUAAAGAAUUGCCAAGAGACGUUCAAAAGUUGGUCAACCUCAAGCAUCUUAAUAUAUAUUGUUGUGAUAGUUUGACUCAUAUGCCAUGUGGAUUAGGGCAACUGACUUCUCUUCAGAUGUUACCGCUCUUUGUUGUGAGCAAGGACCCUGCAGCUUUCUCCUCCAAGCAUUCUGGAGGACUAGUCGAAUUGAAAAAGCUAAACAAUGUGAGAGGAGAACUAUGUGUUAAAAAUUUGGAAGGGGUGAAUGCAGUAGAAGCCAAAGCUGCAAAUUUGAAAGACAAGCAGAAUCUUAGAAAUUUGAAGUUAAGUUGGAAUUGGGAGGGUAAUGAUGGCGUAGACGUUUGCAAUGAGGAAAACUUGUUAGAAGGUCUCCAGCCACACCAUGCUUUAAAAUUAUUGCAUGUGGAAGGGUAUAUGGGUGUGAGAUUUUCGAGUUGGCUUCCUUCCCUAACAAGUCUUGUUAAUUUAAAAUUUUGGAAAUCUAAGGUCCAACAUCUAUCACCAUUGUAUCAACUCCCCUCUCUUCGAUAUCUUGAUCUUCGAAGUAUGAUGGAUCUAGAAUACAUAUCUGACAGGGAAAUCACUAAUGAGGUUUCUGAUUUAUUGGCGUCAUCAUCAACAACAUUUUUCCCAUCCUUAGAGUCACUACAACUUUUAGAUUGCCCUAAUCUAAAAGGAUGGUGGAGGACGGAUAUUGUCAAGGUCAAUUUUGAUAAUGAUCACAACAAAGUGGCAAUAACAACAUCAACAUCAAGUCAUCAAAAUCUGCCAUCCUUUCCUUGUCUUUCUUAUUUCCAUAUCUCGAAUUGCAGUAACUUGACUUGCAUGCCGCUAUUUCCUUCUCUUGAAGAUAAGCUAGUACUGAGUAAUGCAAGCUUGAAGCCAUUGCAACAAACAAUGACAACGACAAUGAAUAUGACAGGAGCCUCUUUGCUUCCUUCCUCCCCUCCUCUCUCCAAAUUAAAGUAUUUUUCUUUGGUUCGGAUGCAGGACAUGGAGUCUCUGCCAGAGGAGUGGCUGCAAAACUUGACUUCUCUUGAAUAUCUAAAGAUUUGGGCAUGUCCUAGACUAAAAUCUCUGUCCCGAUUUACACAUCUCACUUCCCUUAAGAGGCUAGAGAUUUGGGAAUGCGAGGAGGUUGAUCUGUUUGGUAAUGAGAGUGGUAAUGGCACACAAUGUGUUACCACUUUGCAAGUGAUUAAGAUUUCAAAUGUUCCCCACUUGAUUACAUUACCAGAGUGGAUUGGCAAUUUCACAUCACUUCAAAGGCUUAAAAUUAACGAAUGCCCCAAUUUGACAUCACUUCAUGAAAGGAUCAAUAAACUCACAUCUCUUCAAAAUAUUGAAAUUUUUAGAUGUCCCAAUUUGAAAUCACUUCCCAAGGGGAUAAGCGACCUCACAUCACUUCAAAGGCUUGAAAUUAACGAAUGUCCUAAUUUGACGUCACUUCCCGAAGGAAUGCACCGCCUCACCUCUUUACAAAGCCUAAGAAUCAAUAAUUGUCCCCACUUGAAGGAAAGAUGCCAGGAGAGAAUUGGUGAGGAUUGGCCUAAGAUUGCUCACAUCCCAUUUUUUCGAUAUUAUGGUUAAGGAUUAAAUUCUUGUUCAGCAACCAACGUGCUUCCACAUCUUUGGCCUCUUGCAGAGACAUCAAUGGUAGCUAGUUAGCUUUUUUGCAAGAACAAUUCAAACUUUGCCGAACUUUAAGAUGGUCAGAUAUUUCUCAAAUUUUAUCUUUACAUAUGCUAAUACUCUUGAGCCGAUAUUAAUAGUGGUGGAUCUAGCAGGUUGUGAAAAGGAACUCCAUCAAUUCAAUGAAGGAUUCACGGGCCCUAUGCCAACAUGCUGGAAGGAAUGGAGAGCUGGGAACAACAUGCAAGGCAUGCUCAUUUGCUGUUUGAGAAGGGUGUGAUAAAGAACCCCACCAAUUCAAUGAAGGAUUCAUGGCCUUAUGGGCCCUCCUAGAUUAUGCCAACAUGGUUGCAUAUUAUUUCUAUCCAAUAUAGAAAAUUGGAUUAUGAAGAAUUUUGAGGCUGCCAUAAGUGUGCAUCAGCUGGAAGGAAUGGAGAGCAAAAAAUAAAAU